Messenger RNA from Cannabis sativa, 1379 nucleotides. RefSeq names its product 26.5 kDa heat shock protein, mitochondrial. Lineage: Eukaryota; Viridiplantae; Streptophyta; Magnoliopsida; Rosales; Cannabaceae. The coding region runs from base 501 to 1199 and encodes 232 amino acids. The transcript has 3 exons. Gene Ontology annotation, biological process: response to heat. The record is from RefSeq and is a predicted model, not a curated record.
AUCAUGUGUAAAGUAUAUUUAUAUAUUUAUUUUAUUCUUGAGAUAGUGCAUCUCCAUUUUUGAAGUUAGACAAAACUAGGGAAAAUCAUAUGAAAAUCAUACAAGACCAAUAAGCCAACUCUAUAAGAUUAUUCUCUCUUUAUUUGUUAAUACUGGAUAAGGGAAGAAAAGAACAAGAAUAAUAAGAUAAAGGAAAGAAACCCAAGAAAAGACGUGGCAUCUUAUGCAUUUUCCUCUGGAACACUCUUCGAAUUUCCUCACCAGUAUUUGCUAUAUGGCAUGUUUGAGAAAGACCAAGAACUUGUUAGAAGAAAAUAGAUAGACAAUAAUAAAUAAUAAUAACUAAAAUAAAGAAACCUUUUCUUGUGCUUGGUCACAUUACACAAUUAUAGUUACUAAUAAUAAUUAAUUUUAGGUGUCCCUAGUCACCACCAGUACCUCCCAGAAUCUCUUAGAGCCUUCUUCAUCUAUUGAAAACUCUGUAGCUUAAUAAGCUAUCAAUGGCUUUGGCUCGUUUGGCUUUGAAGAACAUGCACCAAAGGGUACUCUCUUCACCUUCAUUUGUGGGUCAUGGUGCUAUGGAGAGAGCUGCUAUCAUUGGUGGUGCUCAGAGAUUUUCCACUGAAGCUACUGAAAAGGUGGCUACUGAGAGCUCAGAGGGAAAACAAGUCUCUGUCUCCCAAGGCAAAAAAUCUAGACCAGUUUUACCAAGGAGACAAAGGAAAAGAGGCCUCUGGAGGAGGAACCAAGCCGAUUUUCCUCCUGCCCUUUUUGAGUUCUUUCCUUCAAGCCUUGGAAAUGCACUGAUGCAGGCAACAGAGAACGUAAACAGGUUGUUUGAGAGCCUAAACUUGUCGCCGUGGUCACUGUCUGGGCGAGUAAAAGAGCACGACCAGCUCUACAAGUUGAAAUUCGACGUGCCCGGGCUGGCCAAGGAGGACCUUAAGAUUACUAUAGAUGACGGGGUUUUGAUCAUAAAGGGAGAGCACAAGGAAGAGGAGGAGGAUCAAAGUAGCUCAGACGACGAGUUUUGGAGCUCGUCGUCGAAGAGGUUCGGGUACUACAAUGCCAGCCUUGUGUUGCCUGAUGAUGCCAAAGCUGAUGAUGUCAAAGCGGAGUUGAAAGAUGGGGUGUUGUCUAUUACCAUUCCCAAAACAGAGAAGCCUAAAACAGAGGCUAAGGAGGUCCAAAUACACUGAUAAUGGAAGCUGCAUCUCUUUAAAUCUAUGUACAUUUCUUGGCCUGUUUUUGUGUCUUUAAUAUGUGUGUGUGUGUGUGUUUUUGUAUGAUGAAAAUAAGGAUGGAGGAAGAAUUACGAUGAAUAUGGCCUUUGAUUAUAAUGUUUGUAUACGAAAAUAUUCGAAGCCAUCUUGCCAAAA